This is a messenger RNA of Vidua macroura (Pin-tailed whydah), 2720 nucleotides long. RefSeq names its product interferon stimulated exonuclease gene 20 like 2 (gene ISG20L2). The transcript has 3 exons. Gene Ontology annotation, cellular component: nucleus. The coding region runs from base 19 to 1008 and encodes 329 amino acids. The record is from RefSeq and is a predicted model, not a curated record. NCBI's taxonomy places the organism in Eukaryota, Metazoa, Chordata, Aves, Passeriformes, Viduidae. Gene Ontology annotation, molecular function: nucleic acid binding; 3'-5'-RNA exonuclease activity.
GGUUCCCGGUGCGCCGCCAUGGACGACUUGAUCCUCAACGUGGAUUUCGCCGCCCCGGAGCGCCGCCCGAAGAAGGAGCCGGGGAACCGAAAGCACCAGAGCUUCGUGCGGCGGCGGCGGGAGCUGGAGCGCCGCGGGGUCCUGCGGCAGAAGCAGCUCCCGGCCGCACCGGGCGGGCCCCGGCGGGCCCCGGGGUCGGGGGCGAAGCCGCGCCCGGGCCGGCCCCGGCCGUGCCCCGGAGAGAACGGCGGCGACGCCGCCGCCCCGCGGUGCCCCCCGCUCUCCCAGAACGGCAGCGACGCCGCCGCUAAGAGCGAGGGGAAGGCUCGGGGGGCGGCUCGGGGCUCCGCCGGAGCGCCCCCGGCAUCCCAGAGCGGCCCCGCCGCCGCUCGGAAGGCUCGGGGGGCGGCUCGGGGGGCGGCUCGGGGGGCGGCUCGGGGCACCCCCAAGAGCGGCGGCGCCCCCCCGGCGCCCCCCAAGCUGGUGGCCAUGGACUGUGAGAUGGUGGGCACGGGGCCCGGCGGGCGCACCAGCGCCCUGGCCCGCUGCAGCAUCGUCACCUACGGCGGGGACGUGCUGUACGACCGCUACGUGCGGCCCGAGGCGCCCGUCGUGGACUACCGGACCCGCUGGAGCGGCAUCCGCCGGCAGCACAUGGACACAGCCGUGCCCUUCCGCACGGCGCAGCGGGAGGUUCUGAGGAUCCUGGCUGGGAAGGUGGUGGUGGGCCACGCCAUCCACAACGACUUCAAGGCGCUGCGGUACUGCCACCCCAGGGCUCUGACGCGGGACACGUCGCAGAUCCCGCUGCUGAACCGCCGCGCGGGCUUCCCCGCCAACGUGGCCGUGUCCCUGAAGCGCCUGGCCAAGGCCCUGCUCAACCAGGACAUCCAGGUGGGGAGAAGUGGCCACUCCUCGGUGGAAGAUGCCCGAGCCACCAUGGAGCUCUACAAGGUGGUGGAGGAGGAGUGGGAGCAGCACCUGCAGCAGAACCCGGAGCAGAAGUGACACCCUGGGGGGCUCAGAGUGACACCCCCAGCCCGGACCUGCCUCUGGGGGGUCCCACAGUGACACCCCCAGCCCGGUCCUGCCUUUGGGGGGACCCAAAGUGAUGUUCCAACCCGGUCCUGCCUUUGGGGGGGCUCAGAGUGACACCCCCAGCCUGGUCCUGCCUUUGGGGAGACCCAAAGUAAUGCCUCCAACCCGGUCCUGCCUUUGGGGGGGCUCAGAGUGACACCCCCAGCCUGGCCCUGCCUCUGGGGGGGUCCUACAGUGACACCCCCAGCCUGGUCUUGUCUCUGGGGGGGUCCCACAGUGACACCCCCAGCCCGGCCCUGCCUCUGGGGGGGUCCCACAGUGACACCCCCAGCUUGAUCCUGCCUUUGGGGGGACCCAAAGUAAUGCCUCCAGCCCGGCCCUGCCUCUGGGGGGGCUCAGAGUGACACCCCCAGCCCGGCCCUGCCUCUGGGGGGGCUCAGAGUGACACCCCCAGCUUGAUCCUGCCUUUGGGGGGACCCAAAGUGAUGUUUCCAACUUGGUCCUGCCUUUGGGGGGGCUCAGAGUGACACCCCCACCCCGGACCUGCCUCUGGGGGGUCCCACAGUGACACCCCCAGCCCGGUCCUGCCUUUGGGGGGUCCCACAGUGACACCCCCAGCCCGGUCCUGCCUCUGGGGGGGUCCCACAGUGACACCCCCAGCCCGGUCCUGCCUCUGGGGGGGUCCCACAGUGACACCCCCAGCCCGGCCCUGCCUUUGGGGGGUCCCAGAGUGACACCCCCAGCCCGGCCCUGCCUUUGGGGGGUCCCAGAGUGACACCCCCAGCCCGGCCCUGCCUUUGGGGGGUCCCACAGUGACACCCCCAGCCCACUCCUGCCUCUGGGGGGUCCCACAGUGACACCCCCAGCCCGGCCCUGCCUUUGGGGGGUCCCAGAGUGACACCCCCAGCCCGGCCCUGCCUUUGGGGGGUCCCAGAGUGACACCCCCAGCCCGGCCCUGCCUUUGGGGGGUCCCACAGUGACACCCCCAGCCCACUCCUGCCUCUGGGGGGUCCCACAGUGACACCCCCAGCCCGGCCCUGCCCCUCGAGGCUCCCGGGAGCGCUGAGGAGCUGCCGUGUCGGUGGCUGAGGAGGAGCCAGGUGCGAUGUCCCUCCCUGGUGUCCUUGUGCCGCUGCUGUUCCGCCCUGCUGCCCCCAGGACGUGCCGGGGGGGGGUCGGUGCCUUCCCCCCAGAGGGGUCUCUGGGAUUCUGCACCCCCCGAACGCUUCGGGGCUGCUGCUGCUCCUGAUCCGGGAGUGACCCUGGGGCGCCCUGAGCACAGUCCCCAUCCCCGGGGCGCUGGGGAUGGAGCGGGCUCCUCCCUCCUCCCAAAACUACCUCCGUCAGCGCCGGGAGCUGCCCCGGGACUGCGGGCGGGAUUCAGAUCCCUCCGCAAAGUCCCCGCUCCGCUCUGGGAGCUGCUUUACUCGGUGGUGAAGUUCCACCUUCCUCACUGUGCGAGCGGCGGGACAAAGCCGGGCACGGCGAGCAGCAUCGCCCUGCCCGAGCCCCCCGCGCUGCCCCGGGACCACCCUGGGGGUCCCGCGGGCGAGUCCCCCCCGUGCUGGCCCGGGGACACCCCCGGAGGGCAGCCGUACCCUGGAGGUGCCCGAGCCUUGACGGGAACUGCUUUGAACUGAAAGGUUUAUGUGCAAAAUCCUAAUUAAAAAGAAAUGAUUGAA